AGAUGUGGUCCAGUCCUAUUAUAAUUUACCAAUGGUGUAACGCAGUAGUACUACCCUCAUUUUACUUACCAACCAGUAACCUCACCAUUCCCCUCCAUUUUUUCACCUCUUCCAAAACCCUUGCGCCGCUUUUUUUCUUUUUUUUAAAUUUUUUUUUUCUUUUUUUUACCAUUUCAUGGACCUCUUCGCCGCCGACCACUUCCCCGUCCCCGACCACGUCGCUCCAUUUCCCGAUUCCGGCGACCUCCUCUUCGCCGCCGACCCCCUCUCCCACCGCCACAACCCCCAGAAGCUCCGCCCCAUCAGGUCCCUCCCCGCCACCAACCCUCCUCCUCCACCGCACGAUCCGAUUCCUUCCGGGUCGGGUCACGCCCCGCCUCACGAAUCUCGCUCAUCUUUGGAUGCUGCGGAUGAAGAUGAGGAUGAUGACAAUUCAUCAGCAAGUAGUGAAGCACUCGGCUCUAGAAAGAGGAGGAGAAAGACAGAGCGAAAGCUUGAAGGUUUUGUGAAGAAUUUGGUGACAAAGGUGAUGGAAAAGCAAGAGCUGAUGCACAGACAGUUAGUGGAAAUGAUAGAGAACAAGGAAAGGGAAAGGAUAAAGAGAGAAGAAGCUUGGAAACACGAGGAGAUGGAGAGAAUCAGAAAAGAUGAAGAAGCUAGAGCCCAAGAGAGGUCCCGCAAUUUGGCCCUCAUAUCCUUCAUUCAGAAUCUGUUGGGCCAUGAAAUUCAGAUCCCCCAACCAGUAGAAGAAGCAUGCGGCAAAAGAGAAGAGGAUGAAGUUGAGGUGAAUGCACAAAAGGAUUUGAAUAAUGACUCAAGUAACAACAGAUGGCCUGAUGUUGAAGUGCAAUCACUGAUCACUGUGAGAACUUCAUUGGAGCACAAGGUUCGUCUAAUGGGGUCCAAAGGGUCAAUAUGGGAGGAGAUAUCUGAAGCAAUGCAUGGCAUGGGAUACAAUCGCUCUGCAAAGAAGUGUAAGGAGAAGUGGGAAAACAUCAACAAGUACUAUAAAAGGACAGUAGGGAGUGGCAAGAAAAGGCGUCUCAAUAGUAAAACUUGCCCUUACUUUGAUGAGUUGGACACUCUGUAUAGAAACGGGCCUCUAAGUAUUGGAAACGCCUCAAGCAAUACCAGUGAUGUUCCCCAGAUUGAAGAAAAGGAGUAGAGUGAAACUUGAAUACUAGUUCUUCAUAGUCAUAAAUACGGCUUAUGUAAAAUUUAGUUCACUUCAGCAUUUAUUUAUUUAGUCAUUCUUCUUUUGAA
This is a messenger RNA of Cajanus cajan (pigeon pea), 1263 nucleotides long. RefSeq names its product Homeodomain-like superfamily protein. NCBI's taxonomy places the organism in Eukaryota, Viridiplantae, Streptophyta, Magnoliopsida, Fabales, Fabaceae. The record is from RefSeq and is a predicted model, not a curated record.